UUACCUGCGAAAAAAAUAGGGGUGCGACAGUGGAAAAUUUCUAAUUAUUUGAUUAAACACCCUAAAUUGUACACAUGUACUGUGUAAUUAUCUAAGAAAUAUACGCAACAACAACAACAACGAUUUUGAAAUAAAAUGUACAAGCCGAUGAUCCUAUCAUUCGCAAAAUGCAGGAAAAAAUGUUAUUAAAAGUGAACGGAACGAUUCGAAAUUACGGGAUUAACUCGAGUGCGAAGAUUUUAAAUUUACGGUCGAAAAAUAUUUCGGAUGUGAAAUUAAUAUCGAAAUAUUGUGCGACGAAGAGAAAUUAUCGAUCUUGUAGUGGAAAUGUUUAUGGAUGGAGUAGAAAAAUGUGGAAUGAACGAGAGGAAAUUGGGAGGAAAUCUUUUGGGACGUCGACGAUCCUACCGGAAAUGCCCGAACCUCGGGGAUUACCCCUGGUCGGUACAACUUUUUCGCUAAUUCGCGCUGGCGGUGCGACAAAACUUCACGAAUACGUAGAUCAGAGGCACAAAGAAUUGGGACCCGUUUACAGGGAACGGAUGAUGGCAGUCGAGGCGAUUUUCGUCAGCUCGCCGACGGAAUUUAGGAGGAUUUUUCGCCUCGAGGGAUCGAAGCCUAAAAAUUUUUUACCCCAUGCCUGGAUUCUCUAUAAUAAGAUGCGGAAAUGCGAGCGGGGCUUGCUUUUCAUGGAGGGUGACGAGUGGUUGAGCUUUCGCAGGAUAAUGAACAAAUUAUUACUGAAAUCAGAUUCCGACGAUUUUAUGAUAACGCCUUGUAAACAAGCCGCGGAAACUUUGGUCGAAGAUUUCAGAACUUACGCUGUAAAAGGUUUGCCGGUUUCAGAGCUCGAAAGAAAAUUGUACCAAUGGUCGAUCGAAGUCAUGCUCGCCAUUCUCGUCGGUUCAACGUGGCCUCGGCACAAAUCUGAAAUAUUAUUACGGACGGAAAAAUUGGCGAUCAAUUUGCACAACAUAUUCAAAUACUCGGCUCAGCUUUCACUGCUACCGGCAAAAUUGGCCAUGAACUUGAAACUUCCUUCUUGGACCAAAUUCGUAGCAUCGGCAGACUUCGCGCUCAACAUUCUGCGAGUUACGGUCAAAGAGAUGAUAAAAUUGAAGGGAAACGGUUUGAUCGAGAUGCUCAUGAACGAGGGAAUCCUGGAGGAUGAUCUAGUCAGGAUCGUCGUCGAUUUAAUUCUCGCGGCCGGCGAUACGACAGCACAUUCGAUGCAGUGGGCACUUUUCCUCUUGGGAAGUAAUCGGAGUGUUCAGGAAGAGUUGUUCGAGAAAUUGAAAGGGGCGAAGGGCGAGAGCGCGGUGGAAAAAGGGGUUUUAAAAGGAGCGAUGAAGGAAUCGUUGAGACUUUAUCCGACGGCUCCUUUUCUCACGCGAUGUUUGCCCGAAGACAGUGUCGUGGGAGGAUAUCACGUCGGCAAAGGGCGUCUGAUUCUGAUGUCGUUAUACACGAGCGGACGUGACGAUCGAAAUUUUACAAAUGCGGAAACGUUUUCCCCGGAACGUUGGUCGAGAAACGAGAAGGGCGAUUAUAAGGGUGUCCUAAAUCCGCACGCUUCUCUACCAUUUGCAAUGGGCGCCAGAGCUUGCGUCGGGCAAAAACUAGCCGAGGCUCAACUGACGUUGACGAUGGCUGAGAUGAUGAAAGCAUUCCGUAUCGAAUGUAUCAACCGAGAUCGUCGUUUAGGGAAUAUUAUAGGUAAAGGUACGGAACACUGCGAAGGCUGGAAACGGGUUGUUUUUUCUUUUUUGGGCAAAAACGUGAAAAUAUUUUAUCCUCAUUAA
Molecule: messenger RNA, 1802 nt
Organism: Neodiprion virginianus
Lineage: Eukaryota; Metazoa; Arthropoda; Insecta; Hymenoptera; Diprionidae
Gene: sad
Product: cytochrome P450 315a1, mitochondrial
Exons: 8
Coding region: 168-1802 (544 amino acids)
Molecular function (GO): heme binding; oxidoreductase activity, acting on paired donors, with incorporation or reduction of molecular oxygen; iron ion binding
Source: RefSeq, a predicted model, not a curated record